AUGAUUUUUGGAAUGGGUUACUUUGGUCUUGGUAGUUCGGAGUACCGCAGGACGGACUACUCGUACAACAGCGAGCUCAGGCGCAACAACGAGAUCAACACGUUCAAGUCGAGGUUCGAGGAGGACAGGAAGAACGCGGCCGCGCACUUCUACGCCGCGCAGGAUUACGCCGGCAGGGGCGCGGAAACGGCGAAACGGCACCACGAGUUCGAUCAGAUCGACCGCCGGUUGUACGACAAGCCCGAGAAGUACACGUCCACGGUGUUCGUCGACACUUCCGGCAGGGGCAGGGCCGACGGCACCGACGCCCGGCAACGGGACAGCACCGAGUAUCAUCCGAGGCAGCCGUCCACCCAGCCCGCCGGCAUCAUCUCGAACAAGACGUCCGAGCUGAGCGCGAGACGCGACCUGCUCGAGUCGCGGAUCAAGUCGAGGCUCCUCGCGGACGAGAUGUUCGCGAAGAGCGGCACCGCGAACGUGCCGGUGAAGAAGUCCGAGCACGAGAUCAUCGACAAGCCGAUCGUGCCGUCGCCCGUCACGCCGAACCGAGUCGCGUCCCCGAAACGGUACAUGGACACGUACAUCACGGAGACGAGGACCAACAGCAACGGCGAGAAGUACAUAUUCGAGAAGGAGAUACACGAGGACAACGGCAAGGUCUACGGCUACGAGAAGAAGAUCACGAACAAGAUCCCGCAGGACGUCGAGCCGAAGCCGAGGGACGGCUACACCGUCGAGACCAGGACGGACAAGUACGGGGACAAGUACAUCGUCGAGACGAGGACGCACGAGGGCUACGCGGACGAUUACAAGCCGUUCCUGGGCAACCGCAACAGGGCCAGCCCCGACGAUCGGUUCCAGGGUAUCAGGGGGUCGAGCAGCCCCUACAAGGUCUCCAGCUUCCACCAGGACGAGCAUUUCCGCGAGUCCAAGGAGAACACCGCGCUCCCGUCGCCGAUCCUCGCGAAGAAGUUCACCACGACCGAGAGGAAGUUCUCGAAGAGCGAGGACUUCUUAGACCGCGACGCCAGGCCUAGAGAUCCCUACCUGCCGAAGAAGAAGAACUUCGAGUCGAUACGCGGCAUGAGCAAGUCCACCCAGCGGCUCGACGAGAUCGGCGAGAACGCGAGGAUGAGGGCGCUCAGGAGCGAGUACACGACCAGGUCCCACGAGAACCUGACCAGCAGCCACGCGGACUACGUGAACGCCAGGGACAUGCGCCGGCCGCUUUUGGAGAGCCCGAUGAUCAACGGCCGCAAAGAGCGCUCGCCGUUCGCCAAGAGGCACUUGGACAGCCUCAGGGAGGGGCCGAACGACGACUACGACACGGACAUCUCGCAGAUGACGAACAGCCAGCUGGAGUCGAAGUACUACAAAGAGACGCGCACGACCCAGCGGUACACGAGCAGCAAGCACCCGCUCCACGACGAUUACGACAGCUCCCCGCCGAGGAUACGCACCGACCGCGGCGGCUACAAUUCCAGCCGCUACGAUUCCGACACGACCGCCAGGGACUCGAUCCGCUGCGAGACCAGAUACGACGAGAGCUCGAGGACCCUGCGCAAGGAGCACCGGAAGCUCGACGAGGACCCGAAGAAGCCGCUGCGCAGGUCGCGCAAUCGGUUGGACUACUUCGACGACUCGGACGCCAGGGACAGUCCCCGGGUGAAGGCCUCGGUCGGCCGGCUGGAGCCUUUCGACGAGAGCCCGACCAGGCCCAACAGAGUCUUCCACGAGGGCGGCAAGUCCAGGCACGCGAGGCAGGAGGCCCGCUCGCACACCGAGCGCAGGCAGCGCGAGACACGGCUCAGCGACUGCGACCGGAAGGACCGUCUGGCCGAUUCCGGGAUCGAGAACGAUUACAGGCGUGACUCGCAGGAGGUCGACCGGCGGGAGCAGAUCGAGUCCGAGGACGAGGGAUUCGUCACGAGGCAGUUCAUCAAGCAUGAACGCCGGCACACCGAUCGGAACAUGAACCUGACCGCGUCCGAGCAGCGGAAGUACGACAAGUACUCGAGCGAGAUCGCGAAGCCCGGCGGGCCGCCGGUCACCGCGAAACCGCCGUCCGGCGCUGACAAGAAGUACGAGAAGAAGGCGGCGAAGAAGAGCGGAACGAUGAGCAAAGUGAAGCAGCUGUUCAGCAAGAAGGAGAAGAAGGCGAAGGAGGAGAAGAACAAGAAGAGCGGCAGGCCCGCCGGCGGCGGCGGCGGCGGGGCCCUCACCGACGACGAGGUGACGAUGAGGUACAGGGAGUACCGCGGCGAUCAACUGAGGAGCGCGAAGAGCGCCAGGGAUUUGGGCAGCGACAUCAAUCAGGAGGAGUACAGCCAACGCAGACGCCUAUCCACUCCCAGCGGCAGUCCGAGUCCAUCCAGACCGACGAGGCUGUCGAGAUCUACGGGUACACUGACCAGAGACGAGGAGAGCUUUUGCGAUUCGUCGAACACCCUCACCAGAGAAAACCAGGGCCAAGAAGCAGAGAGAAAGGGAUGGUUCAAGUCUCUGUCCAGGAAAAAUAAGUCUAACAUCAAAGCGGUGGAUAAGAAGCCCAGGAUACCGGAGAGCGAGAUCCUGACGACCGGCACCGAGGACGAGGAGGCCUCGUCCGCCCCCGAACGAGUCUCCGUGCAGAAGAACCUGCGUUUCUUCGGCGAUACCGAUCAGGAGUCCGUUUCGUCUAAUAGAGAUCGCAGAAGCAAACGAGCCGACGACCAUGCCUGCUCAGGGCGUGAUGUUACGAACUCCAGCCGUCACAGCUUGGGAAUCCUGUCGCCGCCACGGAAACCACCCCGACUCGCCGAGAGCGCGUUGUCUUCCGGCGAGAGCACGACAGGGGACAGCAGUCAGCAGAGCCAGAACUCCCAGAGAUCGCAGAGAUCCGUGGUCUACCUUCACGCUGCUACAGUGGGUGAGAUACCUGGCCCGAAUGAGAGACGCAGAGCGGCGAGCAGGGAGGAACUGAAUCGACCCCUACAAUCGCACACGAGAACGGUAUCGAGGAGCGUGAGCGUUCUCGCGCCCUGGAAGCCGAGACACUACAGGGAACCUUUUGAAAUCAACUACGAUCAGCAACUGCAUCCGAAGUCAAUGGCGACUAUGAGACGCAGACAGAGAAGUCGUGAGACGCUGAGCCGCCGUGGGAAAGACCCGCGCCGAAGCAAAGACAAUCUCUCGAAAACCGGCACAAUCAAUCGCAGCACGUUGAAAUCGAAAGACAAGCAGAAGGUGGAUAGAACCGUCUCCACGGAAUCGUUGGCCACCAAGUCACGGAGCGUCAACUCGAAACCAGAACUAAGCAGGUCCACAUCUGUUCCACGUGAUCCGAACAAGAGCGCGGGAUGGUUCAAGCUGAAGAGCAAGAAGUCCCGAGCCUGAGGGGGAGGCCAUUGAUCAAUGCUAGUCUUGAGUUUCAUUAAGUAAUUCGUAAUUGUUAAGAGUUUAACUGUAAACGUUUGCCGGCGAUC
This is a messenger RNA of Nomia melanderi (Alkali bee), 3464 nucleotides long. Lineage: Eukaryota; Metazoa; Arthropoda; Insecta; Hymenoptera; Halictidae. The record is from RefSeq and is a predicted model, not a curated record.